AUGGAGUAUCUAACUUGGAGACUUCAACUGGCAGCUCAAAGUUCUACAUUCAGAGAUCACCCUAUGUGCAAAAGCCUUAAACUUCUGAGUCUUUGCUUUGUUGAUGACUUGAUUUUAUUGUGCAAAGGGACUCAAUCUUCUGUUAGGGUGCUUAAAAUAGCUCUAGAGGAGUUUAGUUCUGCUACAGGGCUCCAAGUUAAUCCUAGCAAGUCUCACAUUUAUUUUGGGGGAGUGACUACAUCGACUAGAGAGACCAUUGCUCAUGAGAUUCAACUUACUAAAGGGUCUUUUCCUCUCAAGUACUUGGGAGUUCCUAUGCGGCCUACUAUGUGGAAACUUGAGGAUUGUGGCAUUAUUAUUAAAAAUAUCAAACUGAGGUUACAUACUUGGGCGAGUAGGCAUCUUUCUUAUGCGGGCAGAGUUCAACUUAUUCAUUCAGUGUUGUUUGGUCUUCGAAAUUACUGGAUGAGCAUAUUUGUUCUUCUCCAAAGUGCUGUUAAGGAAGUUGAGAAGCUUUGUCGUGGCUUUCUUUGGGGUCUCAAUGGUAAUAGAAAUAAGAUUCACAUAGCCUCUUGGAAGAAAGUAUGUCUCCCAAAGGCCUAUGGUGGUCUCGGUUUCAGGGAUGGUUCCAAUUGGAACCGUGCUAUUCUAGCUAAAUAUAUUUGGGCCAUUUUUGAGAAGCAUGAUUAG
Messenger RNA from Humulus lupulus (European hop), 690 nucleotides. RefSeq lists its product as uncharacterized. The record is from RefSeq and is a predicted model, not a curated record. The transcript has a single exon. The coding region runs from base 1 to 690 and encodes 229 amino acids. NCBI's taxonomy places the organism in Eukaryota, Viridiplantae, Streptophyta, Magnoliopsida, Rosales, Cannabaceae.